AUGCUGCACUCCGAAAUUUUGAGAUUUGUUAAAGGCACACUUGGCCAAGGUUUGCUCUUCCCUUCUUCCAGUAAUCUUAAGUUGAAAGCUUUUUGUGACUCUGAUUGGGCAGGAUGUCCUACCACCAGGCGGUCUGUCACAGGAUACUGUAUUUUUCUGGGUAACUCUCUAGUUUCAUGGAAAUCCAAGAAACAAACUAAUGUGUCACGAUCAUCUGCAGAGGCCGAAUAUCGCGCUAUGGCUACAACUUGUUUGGAAUUAACUUGGUUGCGUUAUAUUCUACAAGAUUUGCAGGUGUCACAAGAUGAGCCUGCACCAUUACACUGCGACAAUCAGGCUGCAUUAUACAUUGCCGCGAACCCUGUGUUUCAUGAACGAACAAAGUAUAUUGAGAUUGAUUGUCACAUAGUUUGUGAAAAAUUACUAGCUGGCAUAAUUUCUACUUCACAUGUUCCUUCACGUGCUCAACUAGCUGAUAUUUUUACGAAGGCAUUGGGAAGAAAUAACUUCCAGUUAAUGAGCAGCAAGUUGGGACUUCACAACAUUCAUUCUCCAACUUGA
Molecule: messenger RNA, 561 nt
Organism: Prunus armeniaca (apricot)
Lineage: Eukaryota; Viridiplantae; Streptophyta; Magnoliopsida; Rosales; Rosaceae
Source: the annotation of a GenBank genome assembly